UCAUGCUGUACAAGAAAAACAGAUCCAAAAAGAAAAAAAAAAGUCACUCAACUUUGAUGAGGAAAGGCAAGUAGAUCUCUGAGUAGGAUCUAGCCCAAGCUAGAUUACUAGCUAUAUUACUGCUAUAUUUCCCCUAGAAGCUGUACCCCCCUUCAAUAGGACCUGGGAUCAAAUCUCAUUCUGCCAUCCCUGUAACCUUGGAAAAAUAAUUAAUCUCUAUCUAUAAAAUGGACAGAUUUUACUAGGCAAACUCUCAGCUCUAAAUCUAUGAUUCUAUGAUCUUGGGUUUACCUCAUUGAUUUUCCUUUCCUGUGGCAUUCUAGUGUUGUUAUCAAGUAAUUAACAUAAUUUUUGUUAAGUCAUGGUAUUUGUACAAUGCUUAAUUCAGGCCAAUUCAAUGAUUCAGGCUCAUGAUUCAAAUAAAAAAAAAAAUUAUGAAUCACAAGUUAAAUUAAAAAUUACUUUCCUUGUAGCAAAAGACUAAAAGAAUAUAGUUGCUAAAAAAACAGAUGCUACUUCCUUCUGCAGCAACAUUGGGUCAAUAAAACAUCUUGAAAGAUUGCUCUGCCAGAUGUCAGGAACAGAAAUUCCCCAAAGACUGGUCUUUCAAGUCAACAAAAUCUCUCAUAGUGCCUAAUUGCUCUUCUUAAAGGAAAACCAGCCCACUCUGCAUAAAAUAAAUGUUGUUCCCACUACAGGUAGUAAUGAAUUUGGAAAGGUUCAAAUCUCAAUCCCUUGGAGAAGCCAUAACAUUUUUUUAAAUUCACAGUUUUUAAACUGCAUAGUUUAUCCAGAGAAGGUAUUAGAACUAAAAAUGUACACUGAACUAGCAAAAACUUAUAUUCCCUUACGAAAUGUGGCAGAAUUUGUUGCUUAAUAACUCAAUAACAAACCCAAACAGGAAAAAAAAAUUGGUUCGACUUCAUUGUAUUACUCCAGCACAGAAAAACUUGUCUAAAGGCAGGAAGCUUGGGAGUUGAUGAGGUGGGGGAGGAGAACAUAACAAGAAAUCAAUGUUGUUUUCAGAUAGUUCAAUAAAUGUUAGCCAAAAAAACUUCACUAUUUCACUACUUCAAUCCAACAAAUGUUUAUUAGUUGCAAAGCACUAGGCUAGGCAUUUGGAUAUAAACUGCUCUUUGAUUGUAGCAGUGUUUAAUCUACUAGUGAGAGGAGGAGUGAGAAUACAUAGAUAAAUAUAUAAUUAUUUGAGGAGAAAUAAGUUACAGACAACUUCAGAAUUGGGACGGUUUUGUGGAGGAUGUAUCAUCUGAGAAAUUUUGAAGGAAGAUAAGGAUUCUGAGAGCUGGGAAAAAAUGUCUAAAUUUUCUAUCUAAUUCUUAUCUUAUAUUCUAAAUCUUAUAUAUAUAUAUAUAUAUAUAUAUGCUAGAUGUUUGUACUCCCUUUCCUUUAUCCCAGGCAGUUAGAUCACACAUAGACCCCGCCCUUCAUUUUUCACGAAAAUUUAAGUCAGUAUUUCUAAUUCCCACUCUGGGGAUUUUCCCUAGUACUUAAAUUAUAUUUAACUGUGAAGUAUCAUCCUCACCUGCCAAUUCUAUCUCUGUAAAGUUACUAUGUCAUUUCACUCUCUUAAUUUCCCUGACAUCUAGUGUCCCUCUCUUUUUUCCCUCUUUUCUACUAAUUAUGGGGGAAAAAUAGUAUGGUGAAAAACUGAGUUCCUGAAUCUUUGAAAAUUUGGGUUUCAGGCCAGAGCUUCUCAGUUUCUGUUAAUCUUGUACUUAAAUAUCCUUAGGCUGAGUGAAGAGAGUCUCAAAUUCCACGUCUUCUCUUACUCCACAAAAGGUUAGAUUUCCGGUUUGCCAAUUUUCCAGAGUGAGACUACUUUAAAGAUUUUUAAAGAGUAGGCGCUAGCCUCUGAGAACCUCCCUGAUCCGCCCCAACGUUUUACUUCCGAAACUUCGUCCUUUCCCUGAAGAUUGAAGAAGAGAUAAACUUUUGCUCUCAGACUAAGGGACGAAUCUGAGAUACGCUAAGGCUUUUGUCUUCCUGAAUUCCCCGUAAUCCCUGGUUCCUAGUAGCUCUUAUUCACUUAAUUCUAAUUUUCUCCUCUUCCAUUCUGGACUUUAUCCGCAAGCUCCACUAUGGAUUCGCAACUCUACCGCUGUGACAAUUUUACCUGGGUGGAGAGCGGGAGCUCCUCAGCGAUCACCGGGACUCUUUUUGCUGCUGGGUUACUGGGCAAUGUACUGGCCCUGAUAUUGUUGACUAGGCCCGGGUUACGGUCCUGCCCUCCGGGCUCUCCUCCCUCAGUCUUUUACAUUCUGGUGUAUGGUCUGGCUAUUACAGAUCUUCUGGGCAAAUGCCUCGUGAGCCCUAUGGUGUUGGCAACCUACACACAGAAUCGGACCCUGAAGGAAUUGGUUCCAGGCUCCAGAAAUGUGCUGUGCCAAGUUUUUGCCUUCUUUAUGGCAUUUUUCGGGCUCGCGUCCAUGCUUCAGCUAUUGGUGAUGUCUCUGGAAUACUGGCUGUCCCUAGGAUAUCCGUUCUUCUACCAGCGACAUAUCACUCUGCCCAGGGGGGCGCUGGUGACGCCUGCGACGGGAGUAUUUUCCCUCUUCUUCUGCUCCCUGCCGCUGGUGGGCUUUGGAAAGUACGUACAGUACUGCCCAGGAACUUGGUGUUUCAUACAGAUGGCAAGUAAGCAGCGGUCUUUGUCAGUAGUAGGCUAUUCGAUUCUGUAUGCUACAUUAAUGGCCAUGCUCGUCUUGGCCACGGUGCUGUGCAAUCUAAAUACCAUGUGGAAUCUCUAUGGAAUGCACCAGCGGCUCUCCCAGCCUCCUCGCUCUGUGUCUAAGGAUUUAGCUGGAUUCAGAGGAAGACGGGAGUCAACUCAGGCCCUGCAGCCUCUUGAGGCAUUGGACCACUUUUUGCUACUGGCAGUCAUGACAGUGUUCUUUACCAUUUGUUCUUUGCCCUUCAUUAUUCGUGCCUAUUUUGGAGCAUUUACAGUUGGCAAUAAUAGAAAUGUUACACUGGAAGAAAGAGAAGACCUCAGAGCCUUGAGAUUUCUAUCUGUAAAUUCAAUUGUGGAUCCUUGGUUUUUCAUCAUUUUUAGGACAUCCGUAUUUCGUCUUUUUUUCCGCAAGCUUUUUAGAAGGUCUCUUAUUAAUGGUAAUUGUUGCAACUACAAUUCCUGCAAAAAAGAUGCUGAAUCCAACCAGUGACAUCAUAUGCAUAUUUACAUGGUAAAAAUGCUGUUUUAAAUCAUCACUAAAUCAAGUCCUGAAGCUAUAUCUCACAUAUUGUUACAUUUUCAGAGUGCUUGAGGAUAUUAAUUGCAAAUGUCACUUUGGAGUUAUAAAAUAUAACAGUUUGAUGUACUUUCCAUUUCCUACUGUUGAGGUUCAGAAGGAGACCCCCAAGAGAUUGGGGUUGCAGAUUGGUAUUGUAAGGUGUCUCAAAAGAAUUUUCAGGCUUGAACUCAUCUCUAAGUGAAGGGGCAAAGUUUAUUGUAAUUUGUAAUGCCAAUUGAAGUGGGCUAAAUUCCAAAAGGAUUUAGCAAAGAACCAAGAGAUAAAAGAUAAAUUUAUAGGACAAAGUUAGACUAGCACUUCAUGUUAUUUAUUUGUUAAUUUUAUAGCUUACAGGUAGGUUAAAAGGCUGGUCUAUUCACUAUUGUCUUAGGAACUUGAUUAUUACUGACCAACAGAUUAUCUAUCUAACAGUCAUUAGGGAAAAGAACAAGGGAAGGGGAGGAGGAGAUUUAUAGCAGGGAGAGUGGAUUGAAGGAGGUGGUAGUAAGAAGCAAAACAUUUUUGAGGAUAAACAGGGUAAAAGGCAGAGGGGAGUAGGAUAAAUGGGGGCAGGAAUAGAAUGGAAAAAAUGUGCAGUUGCUAAUAAUGUUUGUGGAAGAAAGGUUAUAGCAAGUUUUCUUAAUAAAGGCCUCAUUUCUCAAAUAUAUAGAGACCUGAAUAAUUUUAUAAGAAUGCACGUCUUUGGGACUUCCAGUCAAGAUGGCGGAGAGGAUACAUGCAUCUGUCUAGGCUCCUUCUUGCCCUCAGAAUACUUUUUUUUCAUGAUAUGGCUUCGGAAUUAGUGCUUGACUGAAAAAACUCACAAGUACACUACCAACAGAAGAUAUCCUCGAAAUUCACUAGAAAAACUUUGUUUUUGCUCAUGGGCGGGAACAAUUAGACCUGCAGUCUGCAGACUGCAGGCAGUCGGCGAGAGUGGCAAGAGCGUGGAAGGCAAUUCACACUGAGCAGACUGGAAUGGGUGGGCUGUAGUCACAUCCAGUGAAAAACUUGCGGGAAGAACUUUACCUGGUGUAAACUUCUUUGCCCUGGCAACAAGCCAGUAGAUCAACAGAGAAGCUAUAAACACAGGAGGUAAAGACCUCAAUCCCCAAACACUGGGGUCUCUCGGGAUCUGACUACACUCACCCAACAUCCAGGUGACUCAGCAUGCUCUCAGAGUCUCAGAGAGUGGCUGAUGUGCAGGCAGCGCAGCCACUGCUGUCCCACAGCUGCUUCAUUGCUACCUCCUGUAGUGGAGAGAAAGCUUGGUGACACUGCACUACCCAAAAAGGAGACUGCAUUUACUUUUGUUUGUUUUUUUUUUCUUUGAUUCUUUUUUGUGGCGUUUUUCUUCUUUUGUAAAAUAUAAUUGUUCUCUCUGGGAGCAGGUUUCUUGGGGAGGUUUCUGGAGGCAGCCUUAGUUUCAGUUCAAUGUAAAAAUCACCUCAAAUGCAGCCAGCUGAUAAAAUCGAAACAUUUAUUUUUUCCUUCCAAGUCUUAUUUCUUUCCUUGGGCCCGGUUAGCUUUCUUAGAGGCCUCUCUCACUCCUUGGUUCCAAGAGCUCUUGCAGCUUGUCUUUUGCCUCUGCCAGCUUCUGCCUCUAGCUCAACUCCAACUCCUGGCAGUCUUCUGAACUGACUCUCCUCCACUCUCAAUCUUUUCAACUGAACUCUCCUGACUGAGCUCAGCUGUUUUUUAUGCUCUUUUAGAGGUGUAAACUUAAAGGUUAACUCCUCCUCUGAGAGUGGGAUUAUGGGAGGUGUGAAUUUGGAUAUCUCAUACUGAACCCUGAAAUCUUCCAAACGUAUGAACUAAUGUUUGAACUCUCAAAGGUGUUAACUUAAGCAUUGUUUCUAUCAAUACUAGUGACUUAAUACCUUGUAAGGAUUUGUUCUAAUGUGUGAACCAAUAAGCAUUGUAUCAGUUCCAGUGAGUUAACACUAGGAUUCUAACACUUUUUUGUCAAAAUCAGCUAAAAAUUAAAGCACGCUCUAACUAUAGAUAGCUUCUAUAUGGAGACAAGCAAACUUCAAACCCUGAGGAGAAUAAAAACAGAAUGUCUCCAGAUGAAUCCCCAAAUGGGGAUAUGUUCUGGUCCCCACCACACAAGGCUCUCAUAGAAGAAAUGAAAAAGUUUCUUAUAAGAGAGCUAGAGGAAAAAUGGGGAAAGGAAAGGGAAGCUUGGCAAGAUGGUCAGGAUAAGUCAUCCCACUCAUGUAAAGAUUAAAGAGUAGAUAAAGAAAUCAAAUCCCUGAAAAAUAGAAUUAGUAAAUAAUUCCAAGGAAAACAGAAUUAGUGAAUUGGAAAAAGAAAAUAGCUCUUGAAAAAAUAAAAUUGGCGAAAUGGAAAAAAAUUCCAUAGAACAAAACAACUCACUUAAAAACUCAAUUGGACAAUUACAAAAAGAAAUUUUAAAAGUAAGUGAAGCAAAUAAUUCAUUAAAAAUCAGAAUUGAACAAAUGGAAAUGAAUGACUUGAGGAGACCAAGAAUCAGUCAAGAAAAACCAAAAAAAUGAAACAAUGGAGAAAAAUGUUAAAUACCUACUUGGGAAAACAACAGACCUGGAAAAUAGAUCUAGGAGAGAUAAUCUGAGAAUUAUUGGACUUCCUGAAAAUUAUGAUGAAAAAAAAGAGCCUAGACACUAUUUUCCAGGAAAUCGUCAAAGAGAACUACCCAGAUGUUAUAGAAACAGAGGGCAAAAUAGCCAUUGAAAGAAUUCAUCAAUCACCUACUGAAAGAGACCCCAAAAUCAAAACUCCAAGAAAUAUUAUGGCUAAAUUCCAGAACUACCAGACCAAGAUAAAAAUACUACAAGCAGCUAGGAAAAAAAAACAAUUAAAAUAUAGAGAAGCCACAAUAAGGAUUACUCAAGAUCUAGCAGCAUCCACAUUAAAGGAUUUAAGGGCCUGGAAUUUGAUACUCCAAAAGGCUAAAGAACUUGGUUUUCAGCCAAGAAUAACUUAUUCAGCCAAAAUAAGCAUUUUUUUCCAGGGAAGAAGAUGGACAUUCAGUGAAAUGGUGAAUUUCAUUUAUUUCUGAUGAAAAAACUGGAACUAAACAAAAAGUUUGAUCUCCAAAUAUAGGACUCAAGAGAACAUAAAAAGGUAAAAAGAAAUUUUGGGAACUAUAUUUCUGUUAUGAAUAUUUAUAAAGAACACAUGUAUAAUCUGUUUUAAAAGUUAUAAUAUAAAAAAGAAAUUACUACAUCUCAUGAAGAGGCAAAGGAAACCUAUUAUAUUUGAGGGAAAGAAGGGAGGGGGAUAAACAUAGUGUGUAUCUAACUCUCAUCAGAAUUGGUUUAAAGAGAAAAAUAUUAGACAUAUUUGACAGAGAAACUUCUCCUACCUCAUUGAAAAGUGGAAGGGAAAAAAUGAAAAGGAAAGGAGUAAACUAAGUGGAAGGGAAUACUGAAAUUGUGAGGAAAAGGGGUAAGAAAAGAGAAGGAACUCUAAAGUGGGGGGAGGGAUCCUAAAAAGGGAGGGCUGUGAAAGGCAAGUGAUGCUCACAAGUUUAAUACUGGGAAGGGGAGUAAGGAGGAAGGAAAGGAGGAAAGCAUAAACAGAGGUUAACAAGAUGGCAAGUAAUACAGAAUUGGUAAUUUUAACCAUAAAUGUAAAUGGGGUAAAGUUCCCCAUAAAGCAGAAGUGGAUAGCAGACUGGAUUAAAAGCCAGAAUCCUACAAUAUGUUGUUUACAGGAAACACACUUGGAGCAGGGUGAUAUAUACAGAGUAAAGGUGAAAGUCUGGAGCAAAAUCUACUAUGCUUCAGGUGAAGUCAAAAAGGCAGGGGUAGCCAUCUUGAUCUUAGAUCAAGCAAAAGCAAAAACUGACCUAAGUAAAAGAGAUAAGGAAGGGCACUAUAUGUUGCUAAAGGGUUGCAUAGAUAACGAAGCCAUAUCAAUAUUAAACAUAUAUGCACCAAGUGGUGCAGCACUAAAUUCUUAAAAGAGAAAUUAAAAGUUGCAAGAAGAAAUAGACAGCAAAACUAUAAUAGUGGGAGAUAUCAACCUUACAUUCUCAGAAUUAGAUAAAUCAAACCACAAAAUAAAUAAGAAAGAAGUCAAAAAAGUAAAUAGAAUCCUAGCAAAAUUAAGUGUGAUAGAUCUUUGGAGAAAACUAAAUGGAGUGGAAGUACUAUCAUAAGUAAUCAUUUGAAGAAGUUUAACCACCAAGAACAGAAGAGAUAUAAAAUAAUAAUAAGGAAUAGAAGGAUGAAAUGAAGGCUUUAUAAGGAUAGCGAAUAUAUAAACAUGUUUUUAGGCAGUAGGAAAAGGCAAGCUCUUUGUGUGAGACAUGGGUAAAGAUGGCAGAAGAUAUAUGAGUUAUAUAAGAUGAGAAAGGGGGGGAAGAUGGAGCUCAUGAUAAAUGGACUCAAUAUUUUUGUAAAAUAUGAAACAAGGUUCUUAGCCACUAGGAGGCAGGGAGGGGGAACCAUGGAUGUUUGAGGAAGGAUGACAGCUUGGAAUAGAGAGAUUGCUUAGGGCCAAUAAAGGCCCAGAUGAGGUUAUAAAAUGAAGAUUGAAACAUAAUUUUUUCACUUUUUCUUGCCUUUUAAAAAAUAUAUUUUGCAUGAAUAUAUAUAUGUAAUGGCUUUUAUGUUGCUUGCCUUCUCAAAUAGGCUGGAGAGGAGAGAAUUUUGAACGAAAUAGAAGAAAAAAGAAAAGUUUUUCUUAGGCACAGAACAGUUUCUUUAUUGUUUUUAUAUUAUAUAUUACAUAAUAAUAUAAUAAUAAAAUAAUAUUCUUUAUUAUUCUUAUAUCCUCGUGGAUAUAAGAAUCUAUGUCUAGUUUAUAUUUGGCUCUCAGUGCAGAUACUGAUGCCAGCUGAUCUGAGAGUGCUAAAAGACAAAUGGAAAGAUAAAGAAAUCUAUCAUACACCUGACCUUUCAAAGCUCACAAGGUCCCUUUUUACCCCACAGUGGGGGAAACACAUGAAAAGAAAACCUAGAUCAAGAUUAAAGUGAAGGGUCUUCCUUUCUCCCCAGAUAUUUUACUGGAGCAGUAUGUUUGUUCCAAAUUCUCAAAUAGUCCUGGCUUUAAAUUAGUUUGUAAAUUUAUAGAGGGGAUUCCUAGGGUUAAGCGCAGAUUCCUGGGCUUAUCUGACUACAGAUCCAGCUAGUCUAAAGCCUAUGUUUGAGAUUGCUUGGAUAUCUAUUUUAAGUAGAGAUGUGUGAUUUGAUUGAAUAAAUCAAUUAAUUCCAUCUUUAUAUUUAAAAAACCAAAAACGUCAAGCUUCUUCUAUGAUUACAAUUUAGAAUCUCCUAAGACAGAAUCCAUGGCUAGUUUAGAUAGGUAAUUUCUUAUGCACAAAUAACAGAUAUGAAUAAAACAGAUAUUAUGGUAUCCUAUGAAAACAUCAAGAAUUAAGAAGAGUUUUAGAAAGAGAAAUAGUGAGGAAAUGCUGCCAAUUUCAAUCAUAGAAAAAGGGGAAGAGUUAAAGCAUUAUUGUCCUUUUGCUCAUCUCAAAGAAAGAUGACAGCAGCUUCAGUACAUUUCAGACACAUUCUACUGUUUUGCUUUGUUUUUGUUUUUUCUAAUAAAGAAAAGCUUUAAUCACUGGAACCAAGCCAAGCCCAAACUCUAUGCAGAGGCUAAUAUUGCUAUUCUCCCAAAGUGGGGUAAGACAAAGGAAAAAUGGAGUUCAGCUGAGCCACAGUUUGGUGUUAUAUUUAAUAGUCACUAAUCUUGGAUGAAGUCAUCACAAGGAUGACUAGGAGACUGCUGGCCCUUGUCCUUUAUCAUUAAAUAACUUAGAAUUGUUUUCCCACCCAAAUUGGGCCACUUGCAGCCUCAAUGUAGUAGGUUAGUGGCUCAGGAGAUGGUACUAGAAAUUGAGGAGGGAAUAAACGAUGGAAGAGAAUACAAAGGAGUUAAGACUUUUCAGUGUAGUUUUUAAAAAUAUGGAUUUUUGAAUAAAUGUUUUAUUGAGUGGAAUAAAAAUGGUAUAUGAAUUUGUAGUUGGUAAAUACUGAUGAAGUUCUAAAUUCAUCCUCUUUCUCCUAGUAGAGUAGAAAAAAAUAGAUACUUAUAUUUUUAGUAGCUCCUGGACCUGAAUUAGAUAAAGUUCUAACUAAUUUAUUUGCCUUAAAUCCAGAAAGCAACCUUACAAUCUAAACACAAAAUGCUAGAUAAGCUAUUUUGAUAGUAUAUUUCCUUUGGUAGUCAUUACAAUUUAUCCUUAGGGGGAAAAAUGUCUGUAGUGUUCAUAAAAACACACCUGUCAAAAUUUCCUAGAUAUAAAAGAUGUGAUUAGUAAGAUAUUUUAACUAUUUAUAAGGAACAGACUUCAUGGAAACAAAAUCCCAUGCUGUCAGUCAUAGUUACUCUAUUUCUCCUUCUACAGCACAUGUAAACUGAACAAAAACAAUAUGAUAACAUAUGCUACAAAUAUUUCACUCUUAAUUAUUACAGGUUUUUACUGAAUUCAAUUCCAAAUAACCAAAAACUGUUUAAAGAAUAAGGUGAUAGUUAUAGACAUGUCAACUCAUAUUGCUUUUUAAAUCUUGAAGUUGUUAAAAAAUUUUUUCCACAAUAUCAAAUACUAAAUUGUAACCUCCAUCUUAAUAAACAUGCCCAAAAUUUUAUGUUUCUCAAACACCCAAAUCCAUCGAAGUGUGCUAAGGACAGGGAGAAGGAAGGCCAUGAUAAGAUUAAAUGGAAACCAGUCCAAUAUUAGAUGUCCUUAACUAUUUUCUUAGUAGUGUUAGAACUCUCUAGUUUUUUUUUUCUUGGUCUUACUAGAGCAGUGUACCAGUGAAAUGUUUUCUUUAUUGACAUUUAGUAAUUUUAUUUUAUUUUGUUAAUAAGAUGCGUAGUAAAUGUAGUAGUUAUGAAUAAAUAUACUUUUUUACAAUACAGUUUGAUUAGACAGGAUAUACAAAGAAAAUGAAUGUUAGUGAUAGUGGGAUACCCAAGCAAGGGAAUAAAGAGUUCAAGUGGAAAACAACAGUGAUGAAAAAAAGAGUCUUGGAGUAGUUUUUGGAUUUUAUAAAGGACAGACCAAACCAAGAAGUUAGCAAUCAGAAAUGGAGUACUCUUUUAAAGGUUUUUGAUUUGUUGAAUGUAAUUCAAGGAGACAAGAGAUACAAACACCAUCCUCUGAAAAUAGAAACUACAUUCAAAUACCAAAGACUAAUCUUAAAUAGGCAUAGAGGUAAUUGUCAUAAACGAAUCUUGCUAGUCAUUCUUAUGUAUAUAAAUAGUGAUAAUUCCAGUAUCUU
Antechinus flavipes (yellow-footed antechinus) is the source of this 10474-nucleotide messenger RNA. It is a transcript of the gene PTGDR, whose product is annotated as prostaglandin D2 receptor. Gene Ontology annotation, cellular component: plasma membrane. The coding region runs from base 2100 to 3182 and encodes 360 amino acids. Lineage: Eukaryota; Metazoa; Chordata; Mammalia; Dasyuromorphia; Dasyuridae. Gene Ontology annotation, molecular function: prostaglandin D receptor activity. Gene Ontology annotation, biological process: positive regulation of cytosolic calcium ion concentration; inflammatory response; G protein-coupled receptor signaling pathway. The transcript is spliced from 2 exons. The record is from RefSeq and is a predicted model, not a curated record.